UAUUCUCUGCACUUCCGUGAUCUUAAUGAGACUUUUAUAGUUCAACAGAACUUGAAAUCGGAGGCAAUUUAAAGCAUUUCAAACACUUUUACUUCAUUCCACCUAAGUUACCUGCUAUUUGAUUAUCGCUACUGAAAACCUGCUAGCGCUAACAGGGAAGAAUAGAAAAACACAAACGGGAACAAAUGACGACGGUAUCUCGUCUGACACGUGAUAGCACUUCUUUAAAAACCGAGAACGAGAUUCAGUAAGCAGCCGUCGCCUCUCUCAGCAGGGUUCCUUCACUUUUGGCUGAGCUCAGGCAGCAGGUAAAGAUGCUGAGAAGUUUGCUUUUCACAGUCUUAUUUGGGGCAACAGUAGCCCUUACUGACCCAGACCUGGACUUUCAUUGGCAGUUGUGGAUGAAGACGCACUCUAAGACUUACUCCAGUAAGGUAGAGGAGUUGGGUCGGAGGGAGAUCUGGGAGAGGAACCUGCGGCUGAUCACCCUGCACAACCUUGAGGCCUCUUUGGGCAUACACACAUAUGACAUGGGCAUGAACCAUAUGGGAGACAUGACUACAGAAGAGAUCCUGCAGAAGUUGGCUGGGACUCGUGUGCCUUCUCACCUGAAGAGGACAUCUUCAUUUGUGGCCUCUACUGGUGCCUCACUACCUGAUUCAGUUGACUGGAGGGAGAAGGGCUACGUCACUGAUGUGAAACAGCAGGGUGCAUGUGGUUCUUGCUGGGCAUUUAGUGCUGCUGGUGCCUUGGAAGGUCAGCUGAAGAAGACCACAGGACAGCUGCUUUCUCUCAGUCCCCAGAACCUGGUGGACUGCUCUACAAAGUAUGGAAACAAGGGUUGCAAUGGAGGCUAUAUGUCUGAAGCCUUUCAGUACGUCAUCGAUAACGGUGGUAUAGAUUCUGAAGAAUACUACCCUUACAUUGGAGUGGACGGCGAAUGCCAUUAUGACCCAUCACAUCGCGCUGCCAACUGCAGCAGUUACUCUUUCGUUUCUCAGGGGGAUGAGGAAGAUCUGAAGCGAGCUGUGGCCAACAUCGGACCUGUGUCUGUGGCUAUUGAUGCUACACGUCCACAGUUUAUAAUGUACCGCAGUGGUGUGUACAAUGACCCAAGUUGCACCCAAAAAGUAAACCAUGGAGUACUGGCUGUCGGAUAUGGUACACUGAAUGGACAGGACUACUGGCUAGUGAAAAACAGCUGGGGCACUAGCUUUGGAGAUGGAGGCUACAUCCGCAUGGCUCGCAAUAAAGGCAACAUGUGUGGCAUUGCCAAUUAUGCUUGCUACCCUGUUGUGUGACCAGUGAAGACAAAAGCAAACUUAUUUCCUCUUAUUGUCUCUACAUUUUUAUCUAAUUUGUUUUAACGGUGUCAUUUUUACUUAAUAAAUAAUAUAUUUUAAACUCAAAA
Messenger RNA from Pygocentrus nattereri (red-bellied piranha), 1411 nucleotides. Its product is annotated as cathepsin S-like. The coding region runs from base 315 to 1301 and encodes 328 amino acids. The transcript has 8 exons. The record is from RefSeq and is a predicted model, not a curated record. Gene Ontology annotation, cellular component: lysosome. Gene Ontology annotation, molecular function: cysteine-type endopeptidase activity. Gene Ontology annotation, biological process: immune response. NCBI's taxonomy places the organism in Eukaryota, Metazoa, Chordata, Actinopteri, Characiformes, Serrasalmidae.